Molecule: messenger RNA, 1429 nt
Organism: Haemorhous mexicanus (house finch)
Lineage: Eukaryota; Metazoa; Chordata; Aves; Passeriformes; Fringillidae
Product: peroxisomal biogenesis factor 19-like
Exons: 8
Coding region: 69-905 (278 amino acids)
Biological process (GO): protein import into peroxisome membrane
Cellular component (GO): peroxisome; peroxisomal membrane
Source: RefSeq, a predicted model, not a curated record
UCCUCGGGGCGGGAAGGGGCGUGUCCCCCGGCAGCGCCCCCUGGCGGCGGAGGGCGGAGCGGGCCAAGAUGGCGGCGGAGCCGGGCCCGGGCCCGGGGCCCGACGCGGAGCUGGACGAGCUGCUGGAGAGUGCCCUGGACGACUUCGAGCGCAGCCGCCCCGCGCCCCCUCCCCCUGCCAGCUCCUCCUGCCCCCCGUCCCCCCCUUCGGCCGCCGACUCCGCCAAGGGCUCGCUGUUCUCCUCGCAGGAGAGGUUCUUCCAGGAGCUCUUCGAGGGCGAGCUGGCGGCGCAGGCGGCGGCCGAGUUCCAGGAGGCCAUGCAGGAGCUGGCCCGGCAGGAGCCCCAGCUGGUGGAGCAGUUCCAGAAGCUCUCGGAAGCUGCUGGCAAAGUCGGCAGUGACGCGGCCUCCCAGCAGGAAUUCACCUCCUGCCUCAAGGAGACCCUGAGCGGGCUGGCCAAGAACGCCAACGACCUCCAGAAUUCCCCGGGAUCCGAGGAGGAGCUGGCCAAGGCCCUGGAGGGGCUGGGGCUGGACGAGGGCGGCGGGGACGGCGUCCUGCCCGUCAUGCGCAGCAUCAUGGAGUCCCUGCUGUCCAAGGACGUGCUCUACCCCUCCCUCAAGGAGAUCACCGAGAAGUACCCGGAGUGGCUGCGGCAGCACGAGGGCUCGCUGUCCCCGGAGCAGCGGGCGCGGUUCAGCCAGCAGCAGGCGCUGAUGCUGCGGAUCUGCGCGGAGCUGGAGCGGGAGCGGCCCGAGGAGCCCGAGGGGCAGCGCCGGGAGCGCUUCGAGACCCUGCUGGACCUGAUGCAGCAGCUGCAGGACCUGGGCCACCCCCCCAAGGAGCUGGCAGGGGACACGCCGCCAGGACUGAGCCUGACGGGGGAGCAGUGCCGCCUCAUGUAGGGCACAUUUGGGGUGUCCCCCUGGCUUUGGGGUGUCCCCAUGGCUUUGGGGUGUCCCCAUGGCUUUGGGGUGUCCCCAUGGCUUUGGGGUGACCCCACAGAUUUGGGGUGCCCCCCUGGCUUUAGGGUGACCCCAUGGCUUUGGGGUGACCCCAUGGCUUAGGGGUGACCCCAUGGCUUUGGGGUGUCCCCAUGGCUUUGGGGUGCCCCCCUGGCUUUGGGGUGUCCCCAUGGCUUUGGGGUGUCCCACUGGCUUUGGGGUGCCCCCCUGGCUUUGGGGUGACCCCAUGGCUUUGGGGUGCCCCCCUGGCUUUGGGGUGACCCCACAGAUUUGGGGUGCCCCCGCAGAUUUGGGGUGCCCCCCACCCCAAAGGAGCUGAAGAGGAGCCCAGCAGCGGGGUUGGCGCCUCCCCCCCCCCCCCAAAUUUGGGGUUUUUUGGGGUGGGGGGCGCAGGGACCCCCCCACGUGGGGAGGUGUCCCCCCCCUCAGCCCCGGUGACCCCAAUAAAGAGUUGGUGACGGGAA